CCGUGGCGGACAGUUACGCUUUGGGGCUUGCCUCGCAGACUCGCGCAGUGAGACCUGUGAACCUGUUUCGCGAGUCUAUUGAUCAGGUGCGCGCAAACGAACACAUUUUUUUUUCUGAGCGGUGUGAGAGUGAGACAGCGAAUGGUAACAGUACCUGCUUCUCCAACACUUUACCGUCGCAACAGCAUAACGUAUGUUUUUUGAGUCAUUAUCCGAUUCUCGCGAAACACCCUUUUUUGCAUCACCGCUGAGAGCGUUGUAAUUGUCUCGCUCGGCUUGUGGUGCGUCAUCCUCUUGGGUCACUCUUCGCCUUCUUCACGUGGUCAAGCCCGUGGGCAGCGCUAGCGAACCCUUGUGGUAUGGGAACGAAGGCGACAGAACUGGUCCGCGGCGUUUUGUUUGCCAUCGCCGCUGCUUCGUCCUUCCAGCUGGACGUGACGGUAGCAUCAGCCGCUCCGCGCUGUGAGAACACCAGCCGUCCCAUGCAGCCCAUCUACACGUGCGUCGGCUUCACCUCAGUGCAGCACUUUGCCGAGCACGUCGAGCGCUCUCUGCUCACCGAGAAUCAGCUUUCCUUCGUUCUUGCCGACUGCGAGCUCCCAGAGCUUCCGGCCAACGCCCUCGCUGACAUUCCCGUCCACAUACUGGAACUUAGCAACGUCACGGUCAAGUCCUUCGGAUCAUCUGCUGACGAUGCAGCCGACGGCAGCAAAGGCCUCUUUGUGGGAGACGUCGAAGAAACGCUGGAAAAACUCGUCUUCCGCGACCGCAGUAGCCUUCCCGCGUCUUGGUCGUCGCUCAAGAACUUGAAGAGGCUGAAGGUACUGAGGUUCUUCAACAUGGCCGCGCUGCAGUUGACGGCAGAUUACAACGCACUCGCCGGCAGUUUGACAGUCGUGGAAGUCGUUCAGUCUAGCAUAGCACGCAUCGACGAAGACUGGCUCGCGCGAGUUAUCGGCCUAGAGUCACUAGUGAUUCGAGACUGCAGCAUCAAGCAAUUCCAGCGGUCUAUGUUACCCAGACCAGCACUACACCUCUGGAACUUGGACCUAGUCGGGAACAACUUGACGUCACUGCCCGACGACUUUGGCGAGGACUACCCGGCCCUGAAGUUCUUGGAUUUGGGCAGCAACUCUCUGACGACUGUGAGCAGGGCCAGCCUGGCGCCACUUCUGGACGCGCCCAUCGAAGCCGUCGAGCUCGGCGGCAAUCCCCUGGUGUGCGACUGUUCGGUGGAGCACCUGCGUACAUUCCCGGCCGAGUUGCUGAGCGCGGAUUGCCAGGCACCCGAGGCACUCAGGCGGAGGAACGUACAUGAUCUGAGCGACGAAGACCUCCAAUGCGCCGCUUGAAACUCGUGUGCGCUUGUCGUGAGCGUCAGCCUUGUCUUUGCACUAUUAGCGAGCCGUUCGUGUACGUGGCAGCCACGGACCAAGUUGCAAAUGCCAUGUACUAUGCUCUACAGCUGCACGAAACGAACUACUUUUUUCGGCGCCACAAAUCAAGGUCCCGAGCAACUUGCAUGAGUCACGAAAGUCACCGCGCUAAAGGUAUCACUCCCCAGUGCAAUGGCGCAUCUAAAAAACACUUUACGAAGUUGAGUGAAUUAAGACGCUCUGCAAGGAUAAAUGUUUGCGAGCUUGUCUCCUUUUUCUGGCGCUGUGCGUGCACGCGCUUUAUGUCUGUGUGCAUGUCCGCAGCCUCUGCACGAAAUACAGGUCGAAGUUCUUGGUCGUCCUGUUCGCCUCGUUUCUGUCGUGUGGGUUCAUGUUUUGCACUAACGAUUACCUCCUCAAUUGUACAACAAUCAGCCAAGCGAGAGUUGUCAUUAGAGAGGGGUACAGUGAAAUAUGACUUGAUCGAACACCGCUUUAUCUUCUUGGCUGAAUUAGUAAAUAAAUUAUCACAGAUAUAUUAGGCGCGAAGAAACGCGCGCAAGGAUACACAAUACAAGCGCUCGUCAUAGCUGUUUUACUUUUAUGCUUGUCUGUUAAAUGGCGUCUAACGUCAACGUAAAUAUAAUUCACAAAAUAUUCGAGCAAGAAAUUCUUCUGAAUAAAUGUUGCUCCUGCUGG
Molecule: messenger RNA, 2075 nt
Organism: Dermacentor silvarum
Lineage: Eukaryota; Metazoa; Arthropoda; Arachnida; Ixodida; Ixodidae
Product: toll-like receptor 8
Exons: 3
Coding region: 360-1352 (330 amino acids)
Molecular function (GO): protein binding
Source: RefSeq, a predicted model, not a curated record